AUGGACUUCUCGCACUUCGAAUCCCCUAGCCAUGUCGCCCGCGCAGCUUCUCCUUCAAGUCCCGAUGACUCUGGACAUCUCGUCGCAGAGCACCAGGUGUCCAAACAUAUCGGCGCUCUCCCGAUUGUUCUUAUCACGAUCGGCACUUGCAUCUUCAUAGGCGUUCUGGCGAUGGUCAUAUACCCUGCCGUGUGCGAACGCCUCUUUGGCCGCCCAAGUCCCGUUCGCUCUCGUCGUGAGACUGCGUCGCUUUGGCACUCACCGGCGUAUGUCAACUGGGGCACCACGCCGUUCUUUAGACGCCCGACGAAAGAAUCAGAUCUCUCGCCAUCCCAACCUACCUGGCCGCACCGCAAGACCAAGUCUUUGGACAUGUCCUCGCGCGCAUCUUCGACCUUGUUCGCCGCUGGCUUGGCUACCUCUCUAUCUGAGAAGAACAUUCUGCCCUCGGCGUUGUACUCGGACAUGACAGAUAGCCGACUCUACGGUCACGCCAGUGCUCGGCCGGACUCAGCUUUCCAACUAGACUUGGGCUCUAUAUUCAUGGCUACCUUCCAACAACGGUUCUCAGUCGGUAACGAAUCCGCGGACUCGAAGGGAUCAACUCGAGGCAUCGCUCCCGCCAGCCUCCCAUACUCCCCUAGAUCAGAGACCUGGAGGAACUCUGUAGCCACGGCCGACAUCAGGACCCUCUACUCGCAACGCUUCUCGCGCGACAGCGUCUACAGCCAAGAUGCGCCUGGCGCUCCAGCUUCUACGGAUGACUCGGACGCCUCUGGACUUGCCGCACCUACUUUCACCGAUCCCGACAACAACCGCAACAGCUCCAUCCGGUACUCAACGGAAAGCUUUCUGACCGUCCCCGGAUGGCAUAUCCUGCGUCAGGCGACGGUGGUCGACGACCCUGAAGCGCAGCAGGCCUCGGUCUACUUCUAA
Peniophora sp. CBMAI 1063 is the source of this 936-nucleotide messenger RNA. Lineage: Eukaryota; Fungi; Basidiomycota; Agaricomycetes; Russulales; Peniophoraceae. The record is from the annotation of a GenBank genome assembly.